Penicillium soppii is the source of this 1968-nucleotide messenger RNA. Its product is annotated as putative alpha-amylase. Gene Ontology annotation, molecular function: alpha-amylase activity; starch binding; calcium ion binding. The transcript has 9 exons. The annotation marks the transcript as partial. Lineage: Eukaryota; Fungi; Ascomycota; Eurotiomycetes; Eurotiales; Aspergillaceae. Gene Ontology annotation, biological process: carbohydrate catabolic process. The record is from RefSeq and is a predicted model, not a curated record.
GGCAGCAAAGAUAUAAACCCAGGAGUUGAACUGCCAUCAUGGCUCGUCAGGUCUUCCGAGGACCCAAAAUUACUGGGUAAUAUCACCCCAUUUAUUGCUGAAAAUAUGAUUAAAUUUGCGUUUGCCGCAGCCUUGCUGUUAGGACAGCUGGUGAUGGGUCUGACCCCUGCUGAAUGGCGCAGUCAAUCAAUCUACUUUUUGCUCACCGAUCGGUUUGGACGUGAUGACAAUUCUACGACUGCCGCUUGCAACACCGGUGAUCGUAUCUAUUGCGGUGGCAGCUGGCAGGGCAUCAUCAAUCAUUUGGACUAUAUCCAAGGGAUGGGAUUUACUGCCAUUUGGAUCACUCCGGUAACAGAGCAGUUGUCUGGAAAUACCGGCGACGGCGAGGCUUUCCAUGGAUACUGGCAACAAGACAUAUAUAAUGUCAACUCCAACCAUGGCACUGCUGCUGACAUUAAAGCCCUUUCAAAAGCGUUACAUGCCCGAGGCAUGUACCUCAUGGUGGAUGUUGUGGCGAACCACAUGGGAUACGCUGGAAUCGGCAGUAGUGUGGAUUAUAGUGUCUUCAAGCCAUUCAGCUCAUCAUCGUACUUUCACUCGUACUGCCUGAUCAGCAACUAUGACAACCAGUCGAAUGUCGAGGAUUGCUGGCUUGGAGACACGACUGUGUCGCUGCCGGAUCUGGAUACAACGCAAACCUCAGUUCAGACUCUCUGGUAUGAUUGGAUCGCAGACCUGGUGUCGAAUUAUUCUAUCGAUGGGCUCCGUGUCGAUACCGUGAAGCAUGUACAAAAGUCAUUCUGGCCCGGUUACAACGACGCUGCAGGCGUUUACGCUGUCGGCGAGAUAUUUGAUGGUGAUCCAGCCUAUACUUGCGACUACCAAAAUUACAUCGAUGGCGUAUUGAAUUAUCCGAUUUACUAUCAACUUCUCUACGCAUUCGAGUCUUCCAGUGGAAGCAUCAGCGACCUCUAUAACAUGAUCAACACCGUUGCCUCUGACUGCGCUGACUCAACCCUCCUCGGAAAUUUUAUUGAAAACCACGACAACCCACGUUUCGCCAGUUACACGAGUGACUACUCGCAAGCGAAAAAUGUGAUUUCGUUUGUAUUCUUAUCCGACGGGAUUCCCAUUAUAUAUGCCGGUCAGGAACAACACUACAGUGGUGGCAAUGAUCCUGCCAACCGAGAGGCCACCUGGCUUUCAGGAUAUUCAACCACUGCGGAGCUUUACCAGUGGAUUGCCACCACGAACAAGAUUCGCAAGCUUGCAGUCUCAUCAGAUUCCAGUUACAUCACCACGAAGAAUUCCCCUUUCUAUCAAGACACCCAUACUCUAGCCAUGAAGAAGGGUUCUGUGAUAACAGUGCUAUCCAAUUAUGGGACUUCAGGGUCAUCAUACACAUUGUCAUUGACCGGCAGCGGGCUAUCAUCAGGCACCAAGUUGACAGAGCUAUACACCUGCACGUCUAUAACGGUUGAUUCGAGCGGAAACAUCCCCGUACCGAUGGCAUCCGGGCUUCCUCGCGCUCUGAUUCUGUCAGCAUCCGCCACUGGUCUCUGUGGCUCAGCGGUAUCAACGACCACCACCAAUGUAGCAACCACAACCUCAACCUCAACCACCACAGGAACCAGCUGCACGCAAGCGACCGCUUUGCCAGUCUUAUUCAAAGAGCUAGUAACGACCAAUUAUGGGCAGAAUGUUUAUAUCUCAGGGUCCAUCAGCCAACUCGGUAGCUGGGACACCAGUAGUGCGGUUGCAUUAUCUGCCAGCAGCUACACCUCAUCCAAUCCUCUGUGGCAAGUGACAAUCACGCUCCCUGUUGGAACUACAUUCCAAUAUAAAUUUGUGGAGAAAACGAGUGGGUCUACAUCUGUCACUUGGGAAAGUGAUCCUAAUCGCUCGUACACGGUUCCAACUGGGUGCACUGGAGCCACUGCUACUGUGAGUGCCACAUGGAGAUAG